AUGGUUGUCCCUAAGGCUAAAGUACCGGAUGUUCUACAGCUGUACCAUAGUGGUUGUUCAGGAGGCCACAUGGGAGUUAAACGAAAUCUACUGAAGAUCCGAGAACGGUUUUACUGGGUCCACUGUCGUGACGAUGUCGAGGACUGGUGUCGCAAAUGUAAAAGUUGCACGGCUGUAAAGGGACCUCGAAUUCGUAGUAGAGGCGCAUUGAAAUUAUACAAUGUUGGUGCACCAUGGGAGAGGAUAGCCAUUGACGUUGCGGGGCCGUUUCCGGAAAGUGAAAGUGGUAACAAGUAUUUCAUGGUUGUGAUAGAUUACUUCACUAAGUGGCCAGAAGUCUUCGCCAUUCCAAAUAAAGAAGCUUCAACAGUUGCAGAUAAACUAGUUCAUGAAGUCUUCUGUCGUUUUGGAGUACCCUUAGAGAUUCACAGCGAUCAAGGAAGGAAUUUCGAGUCUUAA
Parnassius mnemosyne (clouded apollo) is the source of this 459-nucleotide messenger RNA. The record is from the annotation of a GenBank genome assembly. Lineage: Eukaryota; Metazoa; Arthropoda; Insecta; Lepidoptera; Papilionidae.